GUCUCCCUCUGGCUGGGAAUCCCUGGGAAAGCUUAUAGUCGGACUCGGUGCAAACAAAACAUUGAGGCUGAUGGCACCAGGGACGGGAGUGUGCAAGAGGAUCGGGAGCUGCAAGUGAGCGCGGCGGAUGAGGAAUCGCCGAAGAGCGGCAGCGACUGCAGGCGGCCGGGCGACUUGGUAUUUCACUGCAGGCGGUUGGAUCGGCUCGGAUCAUGCCUCGGCCAUCCGUUGUAGACGUGAGGGUGGAAGACGUGCAGAAACGACGGAUCCCGAAUAAACACUAUGUUUAUAUCAUUCAAGUUAAUUGGUCCAAUGGUUCCACCGAAGUUAUCUACAGACGCUACAGCAGGUUCUUCAAUCUGCAGAUGCAGCUGUUGGAUACAUUCCCAGUGGAGGGAGGCCAGAAGGAUCCCAAGCAGCGUUAUAUUCCUUUCCUGCCAGGUAAAAUCCUCUUCAAACGAAGUCACAUCAGGGAUGUUGCAGUAAAGCGACUGAAGCCAAUAGAUGAAUACUGCAGGGCCCUGAUCCGAUUACCGGCCCACAUCUCUCAGUGUGAUGAAGUCCUCCAGUUUUUUGAAACAAGACCCGAGGACUUAAACCCACCAAAAGAGGAACCAGUUGCAAAGAAGAAAUCUGGGCUUGCAAUAAUCCAGAGAACGGCAUCGUUUCUAAAGAGAGGUGGAGAUGGAACAUGCGCAGACCAGUUUUUCCUUGAUCAAUAUGUAGCAGUGACUAACUACGAGAAACAGGAAAGCACUGAGAUUAGUCUGUAUCAAGGCCAAGUCGUAGAAGUAAUAGAGAAAAAUGAAUCAGGGUGGUGGUUUGUCAGCACAGCUGAUGAGCAGGGAUGGGUUCCUGCCACGUGUCUGGAGCCCCAGGAUGAAGCUCAGGAUGACCUUUCAAUUGUUAGCGCCAAGCCAGGGGAAGAGGAGAACUUUGUGGUCAUUUAUCCAUAUACGGCAAGAGAUAAUGAUGAGAUUGAUUUGGAAAGAGAUGCAGUGGUGGAAGUCAUACAGAAGAACCUGGAAGGCUGGUGGAAAAUCAGGUAUCAGGAUCGGGAAGGCUGGGCUCCUGCUUCAUACUUGAAAAAGGCUUCAAAUGAUCCCUUGGGGCAGCAGAUAUCUUCAGGGCAAUCUAUCCAUUCGAGUUCAUUGGACCUUGAUGGAAUUGGCAACCAACCAAACUCCGCUAAAGAGAUCAGAGAGAUAGCAUCAAUAUUUGACCAAAAAGAAGAAAAAAAUGAAUACCGAGGAGCAGCAUGCAUUGAAUCAAAAGGCAAGUUACCAAAUAAGAGACAGAGGCCACCGCCACGCAGAGAUCUCACUGUGCCACGUGGAUUGAAUCUUCCCAAACCACCAACGCCUCCAGAAGUGGAAGAAGAGUUUUACACAAUAGCUGCUUUCCAGACAACAAUUCCAGAUGGUAUCAGCUUUCAAGCAGGACAAAAGGUUGAGGUAAUUGAAAAGAAUUUAAGUGGCUGGUGGUAUAUACAGAUAGAUGAUGAAGAAGGGUGGGCUCCAGCUUCUUUCAUUGAUAAAUACAAGAAAUCAAGUAAUGCUUCAAGGGCAAAUUUCCUGCUGCCUAUAGCACAAGAAUUGGCAAAGCUUAAACUUCCAGAUGCAGCCACAGGAAGCAGCACUAACAGAGACAGCGCCUUUAUAAACAAACCUUUGCCUAAAGAACCACCAUCAAACGAUUUUGACGUACUGAAGGAUCGGCGAGCAAGGGAUACAAGUAAGAGUCCAUCUUCUGACAAGUUCAACUCUUCAUCAAAUAUAGAAUGCCAGCCCAAGUCAUGUUCACCUUUAAAUAUAAUGAACAACGAUGCUUCCAAGUUUAACAAAGAGAAACCUGUCCUCCCACUCAAAAAAGAAUUAAUUAAUAGCAAAUUUGAGUUGGAGGUAGCAGAAAAACAACCAAGAGGGCUUUCACCCAGGAUCCCUGUACCAGGGGGUAUUUUACCAAUGUUGCCGCCAAAAAUGACAUCUAAAGGAGACAGGAAGCCAACUGCUGAAGCAAGUAAAAUAAUACAGCCGAAAGGACCUGAGGCAGGGCCGAAGGUAUUAGCAAGUGAAAUUGCCAGGCCAAAUCUUAGGCCUGUAGGAAGGCAAACAAAGAUAAAGUCUGAUGUAGAAGACAAAUUAGUGGAACCGUCUCCAAAUCUACCACUAAAGCCAAAACCUCUGCUGCGACCCAAGCCACUGCCCAUCAUAAAAGCGGAAAACCAUUCGGAAUCUGAAGUUGAUAUCUCUAACCUCAGAAGCAAGUUGAGAAGAGCAAAAUUGCCAGAAAAAAUGGGGGAGCUGGACUCUUCCCAGAAUGUUAUAAGCAAUCACAACUACUCAAAUAAUCAAGACUCAGGGGACACACGUAACAACUCUCAUAGAAACACAGAAAAUGGACCUCAAGUGAAACAGAAUUUAGGAAUGAGCUCUAAAAUAAAUAAUUUGAAAGUGCAUUGUGGAGACCAAAAUGGUGUAAAUGAACAAAAUGAACUAAAUCAUAGGGAUAAUGCUGAUGAGAAAGCCUGUUUUUCCAAGGGCUUGAAGUCCAUUGAGAAGAAAAUAGAUGAUGUACAACUGAAAGGCCCACCUGUGGCAAGCAAAGAAGGUCCACCUCGCCCAAUUGUGCCACCUAGAAGGCCCCCACUGCCAAAGAAAACCUCUUUAGAACCUGCAGAAGUGAAAGCCCAGAAAGAUACUGCCUGGGGCCAAAAUAAACCUGCUUUACCUCCACCAAGAUUUAAAUCGGGCCCAUCUCAGGAUUACAACAAAGAUGAUGUUAAACCUAAAGGAGGUUCAAAAGACUCCCCCCUGGCAAAAGGAACUGUUGCUUCCAAAAUUCACGAACCGAGAAAGGGGCCACUUAGUUCCCCAAAAGUGACAGAGAGACAGAUUGAGAAAAUGAUGUCCAAAGAUGACGAAUCCUCAAGUCCAUCCCUAUUUGCAGCUCUUGCAGAUUUUGGAGGAGAUGAGGAGACAGCUGGAUUUAAGGAGGGAACUGUUUUUGAAGUAUUUGAAAAGAAUAUCAAUGGAUGGUGGUACUGUAAAAUGCUGGAUAGUGAGCCGACAUGGGAGGGCUGGGCCCCUUCCAAUUAUUUAGUCAAAAAAUAAGUAUCUUGGUAUAGUUUUGUUUCUAAACACUGCAAGAUGCUUUUUCAUAUGUAAUAUUUAAUUAGAUCAAUAAUUUAUAGUUUUAAGCUUUCCAAAAGCAACUUAAUACAUUCCUUAUAUAUUAUUUUCAACACAAGUUGGAACAACAUAGUGUUUAUGGUUACAAAGAUUUGUGAUUAUUACAUUUACUCAUUUUUAUAUAACAUUGAAUUAUUUAGUCAUGAUUGCUUUACCAGUCAUCAGAAAACCAAAUUGUUUCCUGCUGGUAACCUGGUGCCGGCUAGUAUUUGGGAAACACACUUUAGUAAUAUGCCAAAGUGUUUUAAAUCUUAACCAGAACACUGACUAUAAGGAUACUAAUCAUCCCAAAUACAAGUCCAGUUAAAAAUAUCUCACAACAUGUAAUGGUUGCAGAAAUAACCUAGCAAGCUAUUGCGCUGUGCAAAUGGUUGUUGAGAGAGAAAAAUAUCGUCAUUACCAAGAACUAAGGAAAUAAACUUGCUCAGUCUACAAAACUUGCACAUGAUGUAAUAUUAGGGGCUUUCUGACAAACAAGGAAUUGAAAAUGUGUUCAUUUAUUCCAAACAGGGUUGGAUAAAUAACAAGUUGAAUUUUGAAUGCCUCUAUUUUAUCUAAAAAAGGUACUAAUUGCAGGUUUUUUAUAAUACACAUCUUGUAUGAAUACACUCAGCCACAACACUGUUGUUCCUUCUUAAAAAUGAUAACUAAUCUGCAUCACUUUUUGUAUUCUAAUUAUUUUAUAUUGUAGUAAUGUUCCAAAGUAGAUUACGUAUUUUAAAACACCUUCAUUCAUUCAUAUAUCUUGCUUCAGAAGGCCAUAAAAGUUACAACUAUGUUUAAAAGGGAUGCAAUAGCUUAGCCACUGAUAUAAUGCACGUAAACGGUUUAACAUUCACAUACACACUGACAACAUGUGUGUGCAAGUUGUAAAGCUUCCCUACAUAAAGACAGUACAUAUAUAUUUAUGUAACCUAUACAUAGUGAAAACUAUACAUACAGAGAUACUGGUGGUAUAUUUCAAAUAGUUUAGAGAACAAUGAGCUGUUAUGUGGAUGGCUGAUAUUUUCAUCCAAUCAGCUAUUUUGCAAGGUUCUGUAAUAAUCAGGGAGAUUGGAUUUUAAAUAAAAGCAGCUGGAUUUAUUAACAGCUUCAAACAUUGAAAUUCAUUGUUAUAAUCAGUGUACUGAGAAUAACUCAAAUUAAAUAAAAAUACUUCUCUUUUCAGUUUUGUUACACAGAAUAUGCUUUUGACUAAUUCCUCAAAUGUAAACAACAUUGGGUCUUUCUUUAUAAGAGUAUACCUUAAACCCAUUAGUUGUAAUGUAGCAUCAAAUAUAUAUUGGGUUUAUUUACUUUAUGAGGACUUGACUGGUAUCAAGUUUAAGUCUCUUGCUUCAAGAGUCUAGAAUGUGAAAUUUGUUGUUAGAACUGUGUAUUAACGUAACUUGAUAAAAUUAAAUAACAUUUCAAAGUAGCAGAUGUAGAAUACCUCACAUUUGAGCCUGGGUUGAUCAAACACUCAUGUCAAGCAACACCAAGAAAGAAUAUUGAAAUAAACUCAAUGCAAAAUAGAGCUUACUUACAGUAUUCUUUCAACGUAAUCAAUGUUUAUGCAGCACUGGAAAUUACAUUAGUCAGAUGCCCAUUCCUAUUCUUUAACUUUGUCUUGCCUUACAGUCAAUAUUUCUAAAGUACCUAGCCUACUGUCAUCAGGUAUUGUAGAAUAAAACAUUAAUUCAGGGUGUUUAUAGACAUGGAUGUGACUAGUAUACUUCAUAAAUGCACUUCAUAAUUACACUGGUUAGUAAAAGUUACCUUUGACACUGAAGGUAAUGUGUGUAUUUCCGAAUGUGACUGGAAUGGAAACUUGACCAAGGGAAUUUCCAUGAAUUUUUGAGUUUGCCCAUCAGGUGAUGAUGUAUCUGAAAUAAUAGAUGUUGAUAUUGACAAACCUGUAUUCAGUGCUAAAUUGUGUGUUUAUACAUAAAACAUUGAGUUGCUAAAAUCUAAAAUCUCAGUUCCUAAAAAAAACAUUGUGUCAUGUCUACUCCUGAACCAUUAUAACCCUUAAUUGUGCAAGUGCUGGCAAAGAUUUGACUGUUAAUAGGUUUGACACCACAAUACCUCAAAUUUCUCACAAGCUAACACUUCCAUUGCUUGAGAUAUUUCUUCAGCUGCAUUGGUAUGCAGUGAUAGAAACAAAAUGCUGGAGCAACUCAGCGGGUCAGCCAGCAUCUCUGGAGAAAAAGGAUAGGUGAUGUUUUGGGUCAAGACUCUUCUUCAGACUAGGCUUUGCAGAAAUUAUGGAUGUGUGGUUUAAUAUUGCACAUCUUAGUAAAAAAAAGAUGAGGUCACCUAUCAUUAUUUUACCCAUACCAGUUUUGAACACAGAUUAAACAACAUUAGGUCUUUUGUUACAAGAUAAAAUGUUCAGAAAUUGAUUGUUAUUGAUGACAGCGCCUACCAUUACUGUCAUUAAAUGCAGGCAAUAUGUACCUUUCAUGAAUAAUGCAGACAUUAUAGACUUUGCCUGAUCACUGCUGAGCUCUGGAAGCAGCAAGAGUCAUCCACAUUGCUAGAUCUGAGCUUGUAUGUAGGACAGCCAAAGUCCCUCUCAUUAUGGUAAUUUAACCGCCUACUUGGUUCCAUCAAGUAAUUUCAUGAUUAUCUUUAAAGACCAGCCUUCAGAAAAGUCAAAUACAUUUAAAAUAAUUAAAAUUCCCCCUCUUGCCUGAUAUUUAUAUUUUAAUCUAGUAUUAUCAGCUAUACAAAAAGAAUCAUUACUCAUUAUACCAGAAGUUAACAAAUACCAAAAUUUGAAUGGUAUUGUUUUCAUUCAAAUUCUUGUUACACAAAGAAUAAUCAAAAAUGGGAGCAUACUCUUGGAUAGUGGGUUAAAUGACAGGUGUUUAGUGCCAGAACAUAAUCCUAGUUAGACAUAUUUCCAAUCACUAUAUUUGAGAAUUUCCUGAACUGGAAGUAAAACUCCCAUCACCCAUAUACGCACAAGCAGAACAGAUACAUCCCAGCAGCUAGUCACUGAGACACUGCUCACACACUUGACAGCAGUCUAUUCGCCACUAGCAUGCUAAUCCAAAAUAAAAAGAGAAUAGGAAGGAAUAGCAUUUUAUAGGUACUAACCACUGCUCAGAAUUAUCCACCAGAGCUCUAAUUUAACAUCUUGGUGUAAUUGUGAGUGAGGCACCCAGGAAAGUUUUUAAAAUGCCAAAAAAAAAGGCAUGUUGCUGGUGGAAAGUAGGAAUGAAAGCAUUGGUAUCGGUGGAGAGCAAUUAAGUUGUGCAAAGAUGAUUGGAUCAGUUUGAUCUAAGGGUACUUCUAAAUGCCACAGGACACAUGAUUGAAACAUUAUUUUGUAAUCAAAAUGAAGAAUUUCAUUGUUUACACAAAUAUGUUUAAGUGCUCUGUAUGUAAGUGCAGCCUGUCUUUGUGAAAGUUAAUUUAAUAGCAGUGAAAUCCUGAUUAUUAAUUGAAAAAUCAAUGAGUUAUGGUGAUCACUAUGUGACAGGUGAUGGAUAGAACAAGAGCUUAUUUGUUAUUGACUAGUUAUAAAAGGGAUGUUGACCUUAUUGUAAUGUGUGCCAUUAUUGUGCUUGUACUGUAAUUCAGAUACAAUCACUAAAGAAACCAUUUUACAUUGACAGUUUUUCAUUUGUAUUUUAGAGAAGGGCUCUCAAAUUGCAACUGUUUUUGUUAUGAAGGUUUAUUUUGUAGAACAUUAAACGAAAACAGCUUUUGUUGUAAAGAUUUCUUGUACACUAUAUUUUUAGAAGACAUAGUCUAAAUGUUGUCACUUCAUUUUAAAGAGUUUCGCUGUUAAUAGAAUAUUGUUUAAAUAGGACCCUUACAUGUUCACAUCACCAUACUGUCCUGACUCCCACGCAUGCACAUUUACAAUGAGAAUAUCAUUGGAAAUCUGGAUUCAGUGCAGUGACGUCUCUCCACCAGCAGUGCAUCACGACUACAGUAUGGCAUAUGUAUAAAAUGCCCAACGGGUAGAUACCAAGGCUAUUCUGACAACACUUGCCAAACCUGCACCCUCUUCCAACCAAGACACAGUGGUUUCAUGGGAACAACCACCAGCAGCACAUUAUCCCGACUUGGAAACACACAACUGUUCCCUUACUUGUCACUGGGUCCAAAUCCUGGAACUUCCUCCACAAUGGCAUUAAUGGGAACAAAAAGAAUGCAGCAAUGCAAGAUUGUCAUCACCUCAUCAAGGGCAUUUGCAAAAGACUAAUGAAUAUGGGCCCUGCUACUGACACUCAGACUCCAAAUAAAUGAACAAUAACAAACAAAUGAUGUCAGGGUGCCUUUGCUAUCCCUGCCGUGUUUCAUCAGCAGUGGUCUCCAUUGGCUUUAUUAUGUGCAAAUUGAAUCCAGAUCUAUCAUCGGUCAAAAUAUCACCAUGAAACCAUCCUUUAAUACAGUUAGCCUCGGGCCUGAUGGCGGGUGAUAAAAGUUUAUGGCUAUCCCAGCUGGUCUGGUACAUGGAUUCACAAAAGAACUGUGACAGGAGGUGGCUAUUUGGCUCAUCAUGUUGUAUGCUAAUUGAACUGGCGCAAUCCAAACUAAUCCUAUAUUCCAUCAUCAGUUCCAUAAACCUUGCUGGUUAUGGCUCUUCACUGAGUGAUUCAAUCACACUUUUAUUGCAGAAAUCAAAGGGAGAAAAUUGCUUAUAAAGACAAGAGAUUUUAAGAGGGAAAUGUUAAGAAGAGCAUUGAAGGAUCAUAAAAUCCUCCACAUUUUGGAAGAUCUGCACAUAAAGCAAGAUAAGGAAUGAUAAAAUUCAACAAUCAGAAUGCUAGAGGCCAAAAUAUAACAUUGUUAGUAUGAAGGUUUGGGUUCUCGAAAUCAGGACUCAAAGGAGAAAAGUAUUGGCAUGAUUCAACAAGUGGUAUUAACUACAAUUAAUGUAAUCCUAUAAAAGUAACAACAUGACCAUGACAUUUCAAUAUGGACCAAUCAGCAUCCCCUGGGUUUGGAAAUUUCGCAUUGCACAACAUUAAAUAAUUCUGUAAGUUCAGUUUUUUUUUCUGUAAAUAAAAAUAAAUCAGAUUGGGCCCUCU
Amblyraja radiata (thorny skate) is the source of this 8221-nucleotide messenger RNA. It is a transcript of the gene sh3pxd2b, whose product is annotated as SH3 and PX domains 2B. Gene Ontology annotation, cellular component: cytoplasm. The record is from RefSeq and is a predicted model, not a curated record. Gene Ontology annotation, biological process: superoxide anion generation. Gene Ontology annotation, molecular function: phosphatidylinositol binding; protein binding; superoxide-generating NADPH oxidase activator activity. The transcript has 14 exons. The coding region runs from base 213 to 3113 and encodes 966 amino acids. NCBI's taxonomy places the organism in Eukaryota, Metazoa, Chordata, Chondrichthyes, Rajiformes, Rajidae.